UUAAACUUUUUACCUAACCAGGUGUAUUUCUUUACAUUUUGUUUUAAGUUGUUUUUUAUUGCCAGGUUUGAAUUGGGGCUUAGGUUGGGACUUGUCCACUGAGGAAUAUUUCUUUUCAAAGUAGUUGUUUUUUCUUGCUGUUUCUUUUUAUGUUUGUUAACCUACCUAUAGAUAGCUUACCUGACCAGUCCAUAUGCUAUACUGUAGGGAGGUUAGUUUAAAGCAAAAAUGUAAACUGCUUUUAUAAUGUGGUUGAUAAAGAUAUUAGGAUAUCUUCUUAAAAAGUCAGGCUUCAAUAUACUUAAGGUUUCCGUUUAUAAAUCUUAAUCUUCUCUGCUCUGAGCUGUCAGACUUUAACAAUUUUGAUGGAUUUAGGACCUUAGUAAUUUAGAUGAAUUUUGAUGUUUUAUAAGGGAGGUUUUGUAAGAUUUAAAUAAGGGAACAUAAUAGAGGUUUUGAAUUGAUAAUGUAUAGAAAUUUUAUCAUAGAGAUAAUAGAAGAGACUGUCAAGUUAAUGUUACUUAUGAAAGAUCUCCUCUUAGUAUUCCAGUGUAUGAAAUUGUCUCUGUUUCAUACCGGGCAUGGUAUUUGUCAUCUCAUCAUUUAAACAUUAAUCAAUUGUCUGUCUGUUUGUAUCUCUAUUAAGGAUGAUUUGCUUAAUUGUUUGAAGUAUUUUCUCCUUUAGAGACUGCUUAUCAAUAACAGCUGUAGUACUGUGGCUUUUCUCCAUGGAUGCAUGGUGGUCUUUGGAACAACGUUCUUCAACUUUGACAGGUGAGACAGAGGCUCUCCAGUGCCACUGCUUUUGGAUGAAUCUAGCUGCGGUUGGAGAAAGUGCAUCUUGCCAAAAUAUAUGGUUUUUUAUGUUAAAGCUCACAUGUAUGGCGCUUGGGAACUGUGUUGAAUUGAACAGUGCAUUUUCAUCUUGGUUUUCUUUAGGUGAUGCUAGGAGGCCUCUUCAUGAAACAGCAGUUUUGGUAGAAGACGUGGUACACACACAGUUAAUUAAUCUGUUACAGCAAGCCGCUGAAGUUUCUCAGCUUCGGGGAGCAAGGGUAAUCUCUGCUGAAGACCUUCUGUUUUUGAUGCGCAAAGAUAAGAAAAAGCUUAGAAGACUGCUAAAGUACAUGUUUUUCCGAGACUACAAAUCCAAGAUUGUCAAGGGCAUAGAUGAGGAUGACCUUCUGGAAGACAAACUGAGUGGCAGCAAUAAUGCAAACAAAAGACAGAAAAUCGCCCAAGACUUUCUCAACUCUAUUGACCAAACAGGGGAACUCCUGGCAAUGUUUGAAGAUGAUGAGAUUGAUGAAGUUAAACAAGAAAGAAUGGAGAGAGCAGAAAGACAAACUCGAAUUAUGGAUUCAGCCCAAUAUGCAGAAUUCUGUGAAAGUCGACAAUUAAGUUUCUCCAAAAAGGCCUCCAAAUUUCGAGACUGGUUGGACUGCAGCAGUAUGGAGAUAAAACCCAAUGUUGUUGCAAUGGAAAUUUUAGCAUAUCUAGCAUAUGAAACAGUGGCACAGUUAGUGGACCUGGCUCUUCUUGUGAGGCAGGACAUGGUAACCAAGGCGGGAGACCCCUUCAGCCAUGCCAUUUCUGCAACCUUCAUUCAGUAUCACAACUCUGCUGAGGGGUCUUGCAUGAAGUCCUACCCAGAGUCCCCUGAGAACACACCUCCUCCUACACCCACUGCUCCAUCAUCUGGAUCACAGCACUCAGGGAAAACCACAUCAGGAUCCCUAGGGAAUGGGAGUGCUGGACAAGACUCAGCUAAAACCAAGCAAAGGAAAAGAAAAAAGAGCACUGCGGCCUGUGGUGUUGAGGCUCACAGCGAUGCCAUCCAGCCCUGCCACAUCAGAGAGGCCGUUCGACGCUACGGCCACAAGAUUGGCCCCCUUUCCCCAUUCACAAGUGCCUACCGCAGGAAUGGGAUGGCUUUUCUGGCCUGCUGAUGGGACUGUGACUGUAACAACAGGAAAGGCACUGUUAUAGUAAGGUGAUUUCUGUUCCCCUCUUUGGACAAAAUAAAAUACAAGUUUACCUUCUCUGUAUCCUCA
Messenger RNA from Callorhinus ursinus (northern fur seal), 2054 nucleotides. The record is from RefSeq and is a predicted model, not a curated record. Lineage: Eukaryota; Metazoa; Chordata; Mammalia; Carnivora; Otariidae.